Messenger RNA from Neltuma alba, 1431 nucleotides. RefSeq lists its product as uncharacterized. Bases 589 to 942 code for a protein of 117 amino acids. The transcript is spliced from 5 exons. NCBI's taxonomy places the organism in Eukaryota, Viridiplantae, Streptophyta, Magnoliopsida, Fabales, Fabaceae. The record is from RefSeq and is a predicted model, not a curated record.
CGCAACCCUCCUCGGCUUCAUGUUCUCCGUCUCCCACUUCGUCACUCCAAGUACGGCACCUCUUACUCUUCCGUUCAACUCCUCAGAUCAAAUUCUAGUCAGCAUGUGAAGCAGUUGCAGGCCUUUUGCGAUCCCUAACUUCAGUCAAUCUAUACAGGAAUUCGGUCAGAGAGCGGAGCAAUAGAAGAGGUAACUAGACCGCUGCGGCAGUCUUCCUCGGCUACUGAGGUAUAGGAAUAGUACCUUGAAGGCGAGGAUGUAGAAGUGAAGAAGCUGCAAGAGGCAUGUUGUCAAAUUUAGCUUUGAGCCACAGCAUUUUGGUUGAAGCAGGGUCAUAUAAAACUGGCGAGACUUCCCGCUGCCUUUCUUCAUCUAUCCAUCUUCAUUGACAUUUGCGUUCUUCUUAUGCUCCUAAGGAAAGGAAGACGAACUGAGUAUUGGGCGGACAGCAGUAACUUGCUUCUUCCCGGGCGGUUCUUGUUGAACUGAACUGCCUACUCUCUUGAGCAUCACCGGCGCAGGGAGAAGAAAGCAGAGGCCUUUGUAUUACAGAAAAAGUCUCAGGUGUAGUGAAGUGCGAGAAGGGGGAUGUCUCUUCGAAUAAAAGCUGUGGUGGAUAAGUUUGUGGAGGAGUUGAAGGAAGCAUUAGAUGCUGAUAUACAAGACAGGAUCAUGAAGGAGAGAGAGAUGCAAAGUUACAUUAAGGAACGUGAGCGUGAAGUUGCUGAGCGUGAAGCUGCAUGGAAGGCUGAGCUUUCUCGUCGGGAGGCAGAGAUUUCUCGCCAAGAAGCUAGGCUGAAGAUGGAGAGAGAAAAUCUUGAGAAAGAAAAAAGUGUUUUAAUGGGAACUGCAUCAAAUCAGGAUAAUCAAGAUGGGGCUCUUGAAAUUACAGUCAGUGGUGAAAAGUACCGUUGCCUCAGAUUUGCCAAGGCCAAAAAAUGAGGCUCUACUGGCUUGGCACAAAGCGAAUGAACACGAGUCAGACAUUAGAUUCUCCAACAGAUAGUAAGAGGCCUCAAAUACGAACUAUGGAGAAAAAUUUUCGGGAAGAUUCAGUCAUCUGGAAGCUAAAGCCAAAAAUCACUUGUCAUGUUUUCGUUGGAAAUCUUGCAAGUUCUAUCCAGUAUUCUUUUUCUUCGAUCAGCUGAGGACAAGACUGUCCAUAUAACUAUUGUCAUGAUGGUCCCUCCAAAAGCCUGUACUCAGUUUAAUUCUGGAAUUGUGGUUUAUUAUUGGUCGCAGGUUCUGCUACUGACACGAUUGUUUUUUUCCCUUGUAAUUUAUUUUCUUUUGGUACAAGAAAUUUUGAUUUGUGGCAGAUUGUAACAUAUUUGGCCGAAAGGAUACCAAAUGUUGGGUGCCGUAUCCAUUAACGUAAUGAACUAUGAAAAAUUCACAACAGUUUAUAAAUAUUGGCGGGGUUGGGGACCA